Messenger RNA from Paraglomus brasilianum, 1887 nucleotides. The record is from the annotation of a GenBank genome assembly. NCBI's taxonomy places the organism in Eukaryota, Fungi, Glomeromycota, Glomeromycetes, Paraglomerales, Paraglomeraceae.
AUGUCUUCGUACGAAAACCAAAUCAUUUACAACAACGACGAUAAUACUGUUUCGGUUCCUUUUGGCCGAGCAGCUGAAUGGUAUAUUGCAAACCAUCCCCUUCUAAAAAAUACACGAUUGAAAUCUCAAAGCCGAUUACAUACAACCAAAUUGAUUCGUGAAGGAUUUAUUCAAUUGUACCGUAUUGAUGGUGCAACAGAUUAUAUCGAAUGGGAAGCUUCAGGUGUAAUAAAGUCUACAAAUAGAAUUGAUGAUAUUCUGAAGCUUACAGAAAAAGGAAAAGCUCGAGUAGAAAAUAUUAAUAUGAAAGUCGAAAAGGAUAAAUUAUGCUGGUACUGGGUAAUGUUUUGUGCGAAUGAUGGAAAUAGAUGUCAACAUUUGUGUGGGGGAAUUGGCGAAUGUAUACCUAAUUGUGUGAAUUAUGAUUUACCGAAUAACUUAAAAAAUGGCAACGAUAUGCACCGAUGCUCAGUCAGAGUUUGUUCAUAUACACGUCUAUCUUACCUAAAUACGAGCCAUCCACUUCGCAUAAAGAUAGAAGGUGUGCAUUUUCCAUCUAGUGCAAUGAUGCCUGAAAUUGGCAAAAUGUCACGAAUUAAUUUAACAAGAGAAAAGAGAGACGAGAUUAUUGUUAGUCGCCGUGCAGAUCAUAGAACAACUAGGGGGAUUAAAGGAAAACUACUUGCCUCUUUUAAUAACGCUGAUGAACAUACUUUGAGAGAAGCGUUUUUGAGCAGUCGUGAAAUUUGUGAUAACAAUACGCUCAAGCGUUUCCUUACCCGCGAAGAUAGAAGACUGAAAGAUAAUACCGGCCCUUGGACAAUCCUGCACUAUUUGAUAGUGGAAGUUCUAAAGCCAAAGGGAUACGUGCUGUAUUAUCAACAACCUGACAUCUCAGCACCUGAAGAUACAACGGAUCGUUAUUAUCAGCUGACAGUCUCUGAUGAGUUUUGGUUAAGAAAUGGUCGAGACUAUGGACAGUUCUACAUCGGAAUUGAUGGAAAAUAUGAUCUGAACAUUGACCGCGCACCAGUGCUGACCAUAAUUGUUGAAAACCAAGCAAAGCAUGCCACACCGUUAGCAUUUGGUAAACAGACAGUCGUGACAUUUAUUGAAAGGCUCUAUGGAAUGAAGUUGUUGCGCGAAAAUUGUCAUGAGGAAGGAACCGGUCGGAUCACAUAUGAAGCUGGCUUGGUGACUCAAUUCAACAUGCAGUCUAUAGAACAGGCAAGUAAAACGUUAAACGGAAAGAGUGCGAUGUUAGACGAGGAGCUGCUUAAAAUGGAAGAAGAUUGUUUCCAAUGUCUUCAGCCGAUGAUGGAGAGGCUUUUAGUGACUUUCGAAGUUGAGUCAAGGGAGGGAUAUUACUUGACCAACAUUGCAACUGGCGAAUGUCCCACUUGCUUGGAUUAUAUUUGGAAUGGACCAUUCCGUGAUGUCUGCAAACAUUGUCACGCCGCCCGAAUAUUUUCGAAAGCGCAGCAGGAGGACCACGAUAAGUUUUCUGAAGAGACGAAGUAUCAAUUAGUCACAUAUUUUAAAAACAAAGAACGGGUCUUACCGGCUGACCAGAAAAAUAAAAAUAUAUAUUUCGGAUCAGUAGAAGAGGCUUAUAAUAAUAUAGUAGAGCUUUACAUGUCUCAAGGGGAUAGGAUUUUUUAUCCCUCAGUUUUGCAGUCUACCAUGUGUAUGGAUCCUUUCCGUCCUUCAGAACUGAAUCAGAGACGGAUACCCAACACAGGAGCGCCUCCUAAGCUUCCUGCAAAGCCUCGUAAAGCAAAUCGGAUAUUAGCAACUCAAAAUGUUCAAAAUACUAUUAACGACUUACCGUCAUCUGUACGGAAACGUCAAACGCAAAGUAUCCGAAAUUCGAAGCGAGGACUAACA